Molecule: messenger RNA, 945 nt
Organism: Pseudomyrmex gracilis
Lineage: Eukaryota; Metazoa; Arthropoda; Insecta; Hymenoptera; Formicidae
Product: prion-like-(Q/N-rich) domain-bearing protein 25
Exons: 6
Coding region: 98-793 (231 amino acids)
Source: RefSeq, a predicted model, not a curated record
CAUGUAUCGCAUUUCGAGAAGUGCGUAUGAGCUCAUAUCUAACAGUCACCUGGAUAUGUUGCCUGUUUGCACGUGAAAUUAUUCGAUUUCAAUUCCAAUGAAGACUUUCGUUUUCUGCUGGUUCCUCAUUUUCUUCGCGCUCGCUGGUCGUUUUUCGUGUCAGGAAAACGCGAAUCGCAUGGCGAAUGUCGGUGUAAAAUGCGAAAGGGACGUCGACUGCAUCGAUCACGCGUUCUGUCGCUGGCAGCAAAACUGCAUGUGCGAUCCGUAUUAUUCGCCAAGUCCCGAUAAAUCGAGGUGUAUCCCAACCGUUGGAUUGAGUUGCCUGGACAACUCGGCGUGUCAAGGCAUAAUGAAUGCCGAAUGCAGACAGGGCACCUGCACCUGCAAGGACGACUUCUACCUGGAUAACAACAAUUCUUCAAAUUGCAUCAUCAGACCCAUCAACAUUGGCGAUCGUUGUCAGGUGCAUAGCGUGUGUCAAGAAAGAUUUAACUUCGCAUUGUGCAACAACGAACAGUGCAAGUGCAUCACGGGAUAUCAUUUUGUAAACGUAACAAGGUCUUGCGUUCUGAACCAAGUUGUUUUAGCUUUGUACAGUUUUUGCCGGAAUGAUUACGAGUGCUAUGGAAUGGAUUACAAGUCUUCGGACAGCUUGGAGUGUAAAAACGGCGUAUGCGUGUGUAAGGAAGGAGAGCCGCAAUGUGCCAAAGGUUCACUGAUGACGGACGCAAGAGCACUCGUGACAGUCACGUUCUUUCUACAACGUAUUCUUCACUUCUUAAAAAAUUAAAAAAAAUUGUACAUAAAUUACCAAUCCACUUUUUUUUUUGCAAUAAUACUGUAUGUAAUAAUACUGUUUGUUUAUGCGAGAUCGACGAACAUUUGCAUCAUUUCUAAAAUAUAAUAUAUAUCGUUUUUAUAUUAAAAUAGAGUGUAUGUUUC